Messenger RNA from Poeciliopsis prolifica (blackstripe livebearer), 2361 nucleotides. It is a transcript of the gene drd2l, whose product is annotated as dopamine receptor D2 like. The record is from RefSeq and is a predicted model, not a curated record. The transcript is spliced from 8 exons. Lineage: Eukaryota; Metazoa; Chordata; Actinopteri; Cyprinodontiformes; Poeciliidae. Gene Ontology annotation, molecular function: G protein-coupled receptor activity; dopamine neurotransmitter receptor activity, coupled via Gi/Go. The coding region runs from base 185 to 1642 and encodes 485 amino acids. Gene Ontology annotation, biological process: adenylate cyclase-activating adrenergic receptor signaling pathway. Gene Ontology annotation, cellular component: glutamatergic synapse; presynaptic membrane.
UCAGCUGAAGGACGCGAGCAAUCACCAGUAACGCUCCCAUUUCAUUUUCACGUUGUAUAACGGGUCGGGGUCAGGGUGAGGCGAUCCGCCGCGUCUGGCUCAUUUCUGCCGCUCAACCAGGAGGCAGCGCGGAGCAGUUCAACCGGGGCAGCAGCCACUUUAUCAUGUUCACUGGAGCGAAGACAUGACUUUACUCAACGAGUCCGAGGAGACUAUCUCUCCCUCCACUCCGCUCUCCUCCCUUAGGAACAAUUUCUCAUCUUUUUUCACACCUGACGCCUCUUAUUCUCCUGCAUCCUAUCCCACAUCCUCUUCCUCCCUGCUGACAUCCUCCAACUGCACCGACUCUUCACCAUCUUCCUCACCACCAUACAACUUCUACGCUGUGCUGUUAGUCCUUCUAAUCUUUUGUGUGGUGUUCGGCAACGUGCUGGUAUGUGUGGCUGUGUCUCGGGAGCGUGCCUUGCAGACCACCACCAACUACCUCAUUGUCUCCCUGGCCGUGUCCGAUCUGCUUCUGGCAACCCUGGUCAUGCCUUGGGGUGUUUACCUGGAGGUGGUUGGGGAGUGGCGCUUCAGUCUAAUUCACUGUGACAUCCUGCUCACGCUGGACGUCAUGAUGUGCACCGCCAGCAUCCUCAACCUGUGUGCCAUCAGCAUUGACAGAUACACAGCAGUCGCCAUGCCGCUGCUCUACAACACCAGAUACAGCUCCAGGAGGAGAGUGGCAGUGAUGAUCGCCGUGGUGUGGUUUCUCUCUUUUGCCAUUUCCUGCCCUUUGUUGUUUGGACUGAACAAUACAGCCAGCCGGGAAGGCACCACAUGCAGCUUCGCAGACCCGGCGUUCGUGGUCUACUCCUCUGUCGCAUCUUUCUAUGUACCGUUUAUUGUAACACUGUUGGUGUACGCCCAGAUCUGCGUGGUGUUGCGUAAACGUGGCAGACGCACUGCCCCACCGCGCAAACACGGCUUGCUGACACAAGGUGGUCUUGGAGCUGCAGAGAGUCGACAGAGGAAGAGUAAAUGCACACAACCAGAAGAUGUGAAACUGUGUACCCUGAUCCUUAGGCCUGCCACCGCAAAGAAAGUGACCCUUGUGAAGGAGUCUGUGGUUCACCCCCUCGAAGUGGAGCCGGGGCGGUUCCUACCACAGACUGAGCAGAAUCUACCGCCUCCCAGCGCUCCACAGCCUUCCAAUCAUGCACUGCAGUCUAAGAUCUCACUCUCCAUCGCAGUAGGACCGACUCCGGCUCUUCCCUCAACCGUGGCGCGAUCCGCUUUGACGCCCCGUCCCCCCACCCUCGAGGAUGGCAUGAGGGGUCGAGAGGGGUGGAGGGAGCGCAGCGGAGGCAGAGAGAAAUGGGGCACCACAAAGGAAAGGGUGAGAGGGAGGCUCUCACAGCAGAAGGAGCGGAAGGCAACACAGAUGCUGGCUAUUGUGCUGGGUGUGUUCAUCAUCUGCUGGCUGCCUUUCUUCCUGACCCAUGUGCUGAAGGCCCACUGCAGGAGCUGCUGCAUCUCACCUUCUCUGUACAGUGCCGUAACCUGGCUUGGAUAUCUCAACAGUGCUGUAAAUCCUGUCAUCUACACAACUUUCAACAUUGAAUUUCGCAAAGCCUUCAUCAAGAUCCUGCACUGCUAGCCGAGACUAAAAAUGCAUCAGUUGUCAGAAUAAAUAAAUAAGAAAACAAGUUGUGGGACUUCGGAAGAGAUUGCAAAGAUAAAAAUAUUCUGUGACAGUUUGAUUCUGAGAGGAACUGAGACUAUAAGCUGUGUGUCUUGGAGUCAUAAAGAUAAAGAUUUUUUUGGAAGGCUUGGGAAAAAAAAAAUUAACCAGCGCCUCAGACAAGACUAAGCCACAGAGAGAAAAUAAUGUUUAUGAAGCUGACAACAGCUGGCACAAAAUAUCCUUCAAAAAGAAGUUUGUGACAAGUGGCAGACAGUGACAAGAAAAAUGACGAAGGUGGAGAUAUGUACAGUAAAGGAGACAAAUACUGUGCAUAAAGGAAAUACAUUCAGACAGGUGGUAAUACUUCAUCAAUCUGACUCAAGACUCCACAUUUGUGGAUUUCAGUGCAAAGUACUGUUCCCCACGUACUCAAACGUUUGAUUUGUAUUUGACCAAUUCUGCUACAUUAACUUGUGAUCUCAACAAACCUUCUCUCAAUGUGUUUGCAUGUGCUGGUAUUUCUCACAUGACAGGAGCAAAUAAGAUACACAAGAAAAAGAAAAGAAAUACUCAAAAUUUGUUUUAAUUUUGUACUGGUGACAUUUUUUUAAACCUACUUUCAUUUACUAAAUAUGUGCUGUCAAUAAUUGUUUUUAAUCCCAACCCUACUUCACUGCAUAAAUUGUGCCAUC